Corylus avellana is the source of this 1556-nucleotide messenger RNA. The record is from RefSeq and is a predicted model, not a curated record. Lineage: Eukaryota; Viridiplantae; Streptophyta; Magnoliopsida; Fagales; Betulaceae.
UUAAUACAAUUUCAGGUUCUAAUGGCAACUAUUUCUUUGCGAAGAACAAAAGAAAAGGGAUUGAUUGGGUUGCCACCUAAAAUUAUAGAGACUUGUUAUGUGGAACUUUCUAGAGAAGAACGUGAACUGUAUGAUAAGAUGGAAGGGGAAGCUAAGAGUGCUUUCCGGUAUUAUAUCAAUGCUGGUAAUAUGAUGCGCAACUACUCAGCUGUACUAAGUAUACUCCUCCGACUUCGCCAGAUAUGUAUUGAUUUGGCCUUGUGCCCUUCAGAUCUCAAAUCACUACUCCCUUCUCAGAAUAUUGAAGAUGUAUCCAAUAAUCCGGAGUUGCUGAAAAAGAUGGUUGAGGUGCUGCAAGAUGGUGAAGAUUUUGACUGUCCAAUAUGCAUUUCACCACCAACUAAUAUUAUUAUUACACGUUGUGCCCAUAUUUUUUGCCAAGCCUGUAUUUUGAAAACCCUACAUCACAAACCCCGCUGCCCCCUUUGUCGGGGUCCUUUGACACAGUGUGACCUGUUCUCAGCCCCUCCGGAAACUUCUGAUAAUGAUGACACUGGAGUACCCUCUUCAAAAACAACCACAUCUUCCAAAGUCUCUGCUCUUCUAAAAUUUCUCAUAGAGUCUAGGGAUCAAAACCCAGCUACAAAAUCAGUAGUAUUUUCACAGUUCCGUAAGAUGUUGUUAUUACUUGAAAAGCCCCUAAAAGCUGCUGGUUUCAAGAUUUUGCGCUUAGAUGGGUCAAUGAAUGCAAAGCGAAGGACUCAAGUAAUUGAAGAAUUCGGUGUCCCUGGACAAGAUGGACCCACAGUUUUGCUUGCAAGUCUUAAGGCUUCAGGAACAGGCAUAAACCUCACUGCAGCUUCUAGAGUCUACUUGUUGGAGCCAUGGUGGAACCCAGCAGUUGAGGAUCAGGCAAUGGAUCGUGUCCACCGGAUUGGGCAGAAGGAGAAUGUGAAGAUUGUGAGGUUGAUUGCUCGAAAUAGCAUCGAAGAGAGGAUAGUAGAGUUGCAGGAGAGGAAGAAGCAACUUGCAAGGGAAGCUUUUGGAGGUAGGGGCCCAAAGGAUAGGAGGGAGAUUGGUUUAGAUGAUCUCCGUGCCCUCAUGUCGCUGUAAGCUCUUUUUACCCUUACCAUAUACAUCUGUGUGCAUGAAUAUUACAUUUGCUAGCGCAAAUAGUCGAAUGUUGCACCCUCCCAUUGCAGAACUUGUGCACGCUUCUAGAUACACAGGCAAAUCUACACAUUUGUGUAUAUAGAGGAUAGAUUUUUGGACUUGCCAACAGUUUCUACAAAGUUUAGGUGCUAAAGAGAAAGAUCCAAAUUGGAAGUUUAAAUCCACUUGUACGCUUGGGACUGUGGCCAACAGGAAUAUAUGCAGAAUCUUUGAACAUUACUGUUAGCUAGGUUUCAGGGUAAUGAUAAUUUUCAUUCUCUGCCUUGUUUUGAAACCCUUUAGCAAGUGUAAUUUGGGUGGGAUGAAGCAAUAUUUUGAUUUGCAAGUGAUUGCUCAUGGUCAUAUCAUGUUUACAGAGGCGAAAUCUAUCAUGCUUUCUUUUC